Messenger RNA from Tilletiopsis washingtonensis, 336 nucleotides. RefSeq lists its product as hypothetical. Bases 1 to 336 code for a protein of 111 amino acids. The transcript is spliced from 4 exons. The record is from RefSeq and is a predicted model, not a curated record. NCBI's taxonomy places the organism in Eukaryota, Fungi, Basidiomycota, Exobasidiomycetes, Entylomatales.
AUGUCGGCGGUGAGUUCCUCUGCGAGGGGCUCAGGCGAACAGAGGUUGUUCGAUGCGUUCAUCGAAGUCUUUACGCGCGACAGAGUACUCAAGAUCCAGUACGACACGCCCUACGUCAAAGGUCUGCCCAUCACGCUCUCGGUGCGCGAGGCCGACGCAGACGUUGCCGGCUCGUAUCAAGAACGCCUCGUCCGCCCGACGUAUGCCGAUGCCUACACGGCCGAGUUUGAGGCGCUGGCGCAGGCCAUUGUGGAGGGCAAGGAGUUGAAGAGUGGCCCGCAGGAUGCGAUUCAAGACGUCGACAUUUGGGAAAUGAUGCUGGCACAUCUCAAUUGA